ACGUAAAAGCGCAAUACGCCUUACGUGCGAGGCGGCAGCCUCGCCUUUCCCAUGAAUCUGGCUGCUUGGGCAAGCUCCUCUAAUCGGAUUUAAAUCGGAGUUCGGAUUUAAGGAAGAGGGACGGGGCAUCUGUGCCUCUCUACACCUCCAAACGGAGCGCAUUAGGACCGAACAGAGACAACGAAUCAGAAUCUUAAGCCUGAGGUCUGACUCGCCGCGCGCUUUGACCGCUCCUCUAUCCAUCUGAAACAGCGAGUUGCACUCGACAGCAUGAGCAAGUCCGGAUCGAUAAAGAGACUCUUCUUCAAAACAAAGUCCAUAGAAAAAGAAAUUAAGGCAGAGGUGUCGAACGCUCCCGUCCCUGGAACGCAGAAUGGAGACCGUGCGAGCGCGACGUUGCCCUGGGACUCCGGACCCGACAGUCCGGAGGAGCGGGAUAUGGGACCGACAAGCCCGAACCAAAGAAAGAAAGCGAGGCUUAAGUCCUGGAUCAAGAAAAAAACAUCGCGACGGGGAAAACUGCUUAGCGAUCCGUUCAUAUUCACGGAAUCCGAGGACAUUGACACCAUAAGAAAUAAAAUGCCCUUUGACCAGGUGAGCAUGAUGACGGAGUACAGCUUCAGGACAGACGUGGGGUCGGCUGUCCAGUCUGAGGCCAGCUCCAUGUUCAGCUUCGACAUGUCCCCCUCCAGCCCCGGCUCCCCCAGCAGAAGGUCCAGGAAGGGCUCAGAGGAGAAGGCUGGCGUCCUCACUCGCAUUGGCAGUUUCUUCAGCACCCGCCGGCGAAAGAGCAGCAGGAGCCUCUCUGAGACCUCCGAAGAUGCCCCCCCGGGUCAGGACAGCACCCCCACACCCCCACCAGAGCCGGAGGUGCUGAGGACCCCGACGAGGAGCCCGCAGUUAGAGGCCAAGUUCCCCCACAUUUCCGCAUCAGAGUUGUGCAUCGAGCAAGCAGACCUGGGGGGCAGCCUGUCCAGCCAGGGCGAGGGCGACCUCCCCUUUGCUGACAGCGACAGCCAGAGCAGCCUGCUGGAGGCGACGGCACGUGACGGUGGCACGCGAACGUCGAGCAGGGAGAGGCCAGGAGGAGCGCACGCUGACGCAGGAGAGGCAGGGAAUGUCUGCAAGAAGCUACAAGUGUACCUGGAGGAGACCAGCAUCUGCAGCGGGGAGGCGGCCGACGUGGGCCGCGGCGUCAUCCGCACCACUGUGAAGAAGAACUUGAAGGCCGUUGCGAAGGGCAGCCCCAAGGGCGCGGCAGCGCCACCUGGCACUGCAGAGGGAACAGCGCCCACCAAGGCACCAGACAAACCCACUGUUGCCGGCUCUGAUGGGACCGGGUCAAAAUCCACAGACCUGCUGAGCUCGGAUCCCACCCUGACGGAGGCAGACAGCAAGACGAUGGGGAAGAGGAACUCGGGGAGGCGCAAGCUUAAAUCCCAGGAAGCGGCGUUGUCCGCUUUUCCAGACCGCGCUCAAGAGCUGGUGAAUAAGGUGGAGCUUCUUACUCAUUCACCAGAGCCUCUCGGCAAAGCAGCGGACCCUGUUUCGGGCCAGGUAGAGCCUUACUCAAGCGGGCCGGAGUCCUGCCUGACUUCUGGCUCGGAUUCUGGUGCAUUUGCGGCUCCCCCACCAGUUAAGGCUGCAAAGGAGGUCUCCGCAGGAGUGAUAGGAUCUCCAGAGGCUACUGCCCUGUCCCUGCCCCCAAUAGGAGGUGCUAUUGAGGAGCCGGCGAUAGCCAUAUCUGCAGCAGAACCCUUGGGGGAGGGAAGAACAAACAGAGAUGUGUACCAGGAAGCGGCCGUUACGAGCCAGGAGGGUACCACCCAGAAUCCUGUCCCAGAGGAGGAGGCGCUGAGCAGCAAGACCAAGCGCAGGAGCAUUAAGCUGUCGCAGAGCCAAAAGGUCUUUGCCAAGAAGGUGUAUGUGAACACGGAUGACACCGUCGAAGAGGCAUGUAAGAGAGAAAAGGACUCGGCAAGUGCGGUGACCAGGCAACCACAGAAAACAGAGGUCAUACUGCCUCCAAAACCCAAAAAAGUGAACUUGGAGAUUACAGAGGACCCCUGGACACCAACUGACAUUGCAGCGAAAGUGGGAUUGUUUGAGGGGCUGCGUACGGCCCAGAGCUACCAUGUCAUCAAGGUGGUAGGACCAUCCCCUGAGCCAGUCAGGGAAACUGGAGUGGAGGCAGGCUUGGACGAGAGCGAGCAGGGUGCUGCAGCAAUGGGGAAGAAGUCUCGUUCACGGGCAGCCAAAGUCAAGGGUGCUGGGGCCAGCAGACCAGUAUUAUCGGUGACAACAUCAGGACAUGGGGCCCAAUCAGAGACCAGCUCCAAUGUAUUACAGUCUGAAGACUCAUCCCCUUCCUCUGAACCAAAGGAUAAGACUGGGAGGACCAAAGAUCAGUUAGAAAUGCGCUGGGUAGAGGAAACUUCUGCUGAUACAGACAAAGCCCAGUCAGGUUCUGGAAGCGAAACGGCUGAUGUCAGGGUCCUCACAGAAAAUGAAGGGUCACCCGGAGAUAAAGCUGCGGUGGCUGAACUUCCUAAAAAGUCACCAAUGGAUACAAUUCAGAAGCCAUUAUUGGUUCCUGAAUCUUCCGCUGUUACUGAUAGCGUUUUACCUUUGGAAUCUAAGGUGCAGAAAGACAAGGAAAAGGUUGCGGUGACAGAUUUAACCACGAAAGAGCAAUGUACUGUUCUGUCAACAAAAGAGGAACAAAAAUCAGUGACUGAGGGGGUGAAGACACCUGAACAGAAGACCCCAGGAGCUGUCCAACCUACAGAACCCUCCCCUACAGUAGCACCCCCAAAGGUACGGCCCAAACCUAAUAGACGGAAAGCUAGAGAAAACCCUGAACCUGUCAGCCCAACUAGUGGAAGUAUCCCAGAGAAAGGUGCUGGAGUCCGGAGAGGUUCUUCUGAGCAGGUACAAAAGAGUGCAGUUAAAACCCAGGCUACAACGAAAGAUCCCAGCGAUGUUAAAAAGCGAUUGCAGGCACGCAGUGAGCAAAGCACGGUCACAAAAAGCAAACUGCCCAAAGCCACCUGUCCAGAACCCCUGUCCCCCACCAAGAAAACCAUUGAUCUGAGCACAAGGAAGAAUAAACCUAGCACAAAAAUACCAGAAAAAGCUGAUGUACCCAGCCUCGUACAGGAUUCACCUACCGAGGCCCAGGUAGGAAGUAAGCUUCUGCGGGCAACGCAUGGGUCAGCACAGCAAGUGACUGAGGAAACAGUGAGCAGUAAGAGAGAGUCACCAUUGUCCCCCUCGCAGUUGGACAGCAAGUUGAAGAAACCCAACACCAAAGACCCUACAAAGGUAAAUGAGCCUCAGAGUGACAACAGAAAAGCUGCUCAAGAUGUUGGGGUAUCCAAAGCAGCUGCUGCAUCUUCAGCAUUAACUACGCUGCCUACAAAAAAUCAGGACACUAAGAAACACGAACAAAGUGACCAAAAUAAAAUGGACAAUAAUACAUCUACUACCCAAUCUAACAUCCCUGUUCAAGUAACCACAGAACAAAGCCACACCAAUACAGAAAGUGUCUGUGAUGUAAACAGUGGGACAGUUACACAGAAGGGAGCAGAUUUAUCUCCGCCACAGGUGUUGGACAUUCAGUCCGAUCAUGCAAAAGAGCAAAAUGCAGACGUAGAGCAGGUCUCACUGGAGGCCCACAUCCAUGCUGCACCUGCAAACACCACAGCAGUUACACCACCUGGGACUGUGCAGGAAGGGACCACAGACACAGCAUCUGUAGGAACUGUUCCAGAAGUCACCUCAUCAAACCUGAUCUGCCCUGUUUCCAAGCCUGAAAUAAAGCCUGUGUCAACAAAGCCUGUGUCACCUGAAGUCUCUGAGACCAAAGAUGGAGACCAGGUUAACGAUGAGAAACCGCAGAAAGACAUUCCUCAAAAACCAAAGAAAAAGUUACCAGAUCCUACAGAGAUUCAAACAUCUACUGAGAAGAAUUACCCUGUAGAAAACGGCUUAGGUACACCCAAGGCUGUCAUGACUGUGACCCAGGAGACGAGAAGCUCUGAUGUCAGUUUGAAGCCUGGGUCUCAAGAUGGAGAACAAGGAAAGCAAAAGGAGGCUUCUGAUGGAAAGGCCGUAAAGCCUCUCAAAGAUAGAACUUCAGAACCCAAUGCUGUUAUAGUACAAGCAGACAAAGAAAAGGGACAGAAGACAGAGGUGCAAGUUGAGAAGACAAUGGAUGCUGUCACCACAGAAAAACUAAUUAAAAAUGGUGAUGUCCACCCUUCACCCAGUCAGGAGAAUAUGUUUGAGAAGAUGGAGAGUAAAGGUGGAGUGACGGGUGAGGAAGGUCAAGUCACAGGUUCGAGUCUUCAACCUGGGAAAGCUUCUGAGAAGAACACUGAGACCUGCUGGACUUUAUCAAUUGAACCGGUGAAGUUGGCACAGGAAACUCUGAGAGUGGUGGAAAGUGAGGACGUAUCAAAGAAAGAACCAGGUUCCCUCAACCAGAUGGACAAACUCUGUCAAGGAUCCCUGCCAAGGUUACAGGAGUCCACCCAGGCAAGCACUCAGCUGGGGAGUACCUCCUCAGUCUCUGAAGCACUUAAAAGUUCAAAGUUAUCGUCUCUGCCACAGGUUAUGAAACAAACUUCAGGCACUUCCCAGUUGGGCCCUACAAACAAAUCAUUCACUUCACGCAGCUUGAAAAAAGACAGCCCUUCCAGCUGGUUAGAUGUAGACCAGAGCUCUGUGAAGAAGCAGAAGAAACCUGAGAGGAAUUUGGAUGCUUCUGUCAGUGAGGAUGACACCUUGGAUACCUCUGAUGAGUUUGAGGAGUUCAUACAUAACAUCAAGAAACUGGGUGCACCCUUCUCCAUUCCCCUGAAGAAGCAUGUCCACACCAAGUCCCCAUCACCCCCAUUUGCCAUGCCGGCCAUCAGAGAAGACCGUUUUGAGAAGACAUUCGAUCCUGAGGAGUUUCAGUUUGGCCUGAGGAAGAAAAAGGCCUUGAAGGACCCAUCACCUGGGAUGAUGGUGAAGUUGCAGAGUGCAGAAGCGAGGAGCAAGCUCCAACCCAAGCGAUCCAGCACCGAGGACAGCCUGCUCUUCAAGCAGAUCCAGCCUCCAUCCUCUGGCCCGCAAGAGAAAGGGGAGGCAGGGACAGAGACCACUGAGGAUUCAGGGACAGUUAGUUCUCGCUUGGGAAAGAGCUCCAUCCUUUCCAGUCUCAUGACCAAUUCCAGGGUCUCCAAGAAGCCUGGCAAUGAGCCUGAUUCCGCAACAGGCAGCAAAGCCUUACCGCUGCAGCUGGGGGCAGCCGCUGGUUUGACCGACUCGCACGUGUCCCCUGCCACCGGCCACCAGUCAGUGCUGAGCCUCUCCUCACCUCCUCCCCCUCCUUCCUUUGCCGAAGUUAAGCUUCCAGAUUAUUUGGGGAAGCUGCUCUCUCAGGACAAAACAGAGGCAGGAAGCUCUGAAGGUGGCCCCCGGCACACAGAUGCCAAGGCUCCUCUGUCUGGAAUUGACCUGGGUAAUGGUAAGGGCUAUGUCCCUACGGACAGCAUUCCACCCGCUGCUCUGGAACCGUUAGCUCCUACUAGCCUGAUCCAGAUUCAGCAGGCAUCCGGAUCCAGCUUCCAUGCUGGACAUGCUGAGGUGCCGCGUGAGAAGGGCUUCCACAAGCGCCCGGGAAAGAUGGUCCUUUACGAGCGGGCUCCGUCGGAGGGAAGUGCCUACGAGGUCCACGGAGAUGUGGAUGACGCCACUUCCAUGAAACUGUCCCCAGUGAUCUCGGUCCGCGUCGUCAGAGGGUGCUGGCUCCUGUAUGAGAAGCCGGGAUUCAAAGGAAACUCGAUCGCUCUGGAGGAGGGCUCCAUAGAUCUGGCGAAUGCCUGGGCCCAGGAGCCGAAUCCCGGACAGGACACACCCACAUCCCCCAUGGUCAUCGGCUCUAUCCGGCUAGCCGUCCAGGACUACAGCGUUCCCCGGAUCGACCUGUUCACGGAACCAAAUGGACUUGGGAGGAUGAUGACUUUCUGUGACGAGGUGGUCGACACAGGCUCCUUCGGGAUCCCGCAGUGCACUGCGUCCAUCAAGGUCCACAGCGGGGUCUGGCUGGUCUAUGAUCAGCCGGGGUUCCAGGCUCCUGUGGCGGUGUUGGAAGCUGGAGAGUUCCCCUGUCACACGUCCUGGGGGUUCCCUGAUCCAUUCAUCGGGUCCCUGCGACCUCUCAGAAUGGGUGGAAUCAAGGUGGAAAACCCUAACGAACUCAAGGUGCUGGCGUAUGAGAGGCCGGGCUUUGAGGGGGAGAGUCUGGAGAUCUCUAGCGAGGUGGUCAGCUUCAUGGAGGAACGGGCUGGAGACAACUCUGAGACGUCCACCAUGGAGCAAAGGAAGCUGACUUCCGUGGGAUCCCUCAAAGUCCUCGGCGGGCUAUGGGUUGGCUACGACAGCCCAGGGUUCGAGGGCCACCAGUCUAUCCUCGAGGAGGGCGAGUAUGAGGACUCGAAGGACUGGGGAGGCGGCAGCCUGCUCUCCCUGCGGCCCCUGUUUGCUGACUUCCUGUCCCCACACCUGAAGAUGUUCAGCGAGAGAGACUUUGGCGAGAGAGGAGUCAAUAUUGACCUGCUGUGUCCAGUUCCCAACAUGGAGGAGACUGGUUUUGGCAUGAAGACACAGUCCAUGGAGGUCGUUUCGGGCGUCUGGCUGGCUUUCGAGAACCCUGGCUUUUCCGGCAACCACUACGUCCUGGAAAAAGGCCUGUACUCCAGCCCCGAGGAUUGGGGCGCCCGGCAUGCGACGAUCGGCUCCGUCCAGCCCGUGAUUCUGGAAAUUUUAAGUGGACUGCCCAAGUUUAAGGUCCAGCUCUUCUCAGAGCCCAAAUUCCAGGGCAGCGUCCACCUUCUGGAGGACAACGGGCCGGAGCUGCCUGAGGGCUUCUUCCCGCGCUCCUGUAAAGUCCUGGCAGGCAGCUGGGUGGCAUUCGAGGAGGAGCAGUUUCUGGGCCCCAUGUACGUCAUUGAGGAAGGCAGCUACGGCAGCCUGGAAGCCAUGGGCUGCCCCCACCAGGACGUGCGGAUCCGCUCCCUGCAGACCACCGGCUUUGAAUUCUCGUUGCCCUCCAUCACCCUGUUUUCCAAGCCUGGCUUCAGGGGGAAGAAGGUGGUUCUGAAGGACGGUUCUGUGAACCUGCCGCUCUCCGGCUGUGACGGCAUCAUCUACUCACUGCAGGUGGAAGGGGGCAUGUGGGUGCUCUUCGAGGAGACCAACUUCCGCGGAAGGCAGGUCCUGCUGCUUCCCGGCGAGGUGGCCGACUGGUAUGCCAUGACCGACUGGCGACGCGUCGGGUCCCUGCGGCCGUUGAUCCAGAAGCCCGUGUUCUUCCGGCUGAGGAACAAGGAGACCGGGGGAGCGAUGAGUCUCAGCGGGUCGCUGGACGAUAUCAAGCUGAUGCGCAUCCAGGCCCUGGACGAGGUUGGAGGGGCCGAGCAGAUCUGGGCCUAUCAGGAUGGCCUGUUCCGAUGCAAGAUGCUGGAGGACUGUUGCCUGGAGACCACAGGGAGCGUCGUCAUGGCCGGCAGCAGGCUCGGCAUCUCUCCCGAAGUGGGGGAGGAGAACCAGUUCUGGAGCAUCACUCCAGACGGGCUGAUCCGCUGCAGCAUGAAACCGGAGCUGGUUCUGGAGGUUAAAGGUGGGCAACAAUAUGACAAAAACCAAGUUAUUCUCAAUGAAUUUGAUGAACGAAAAUUAAACCAAAGAUGGACUUUGGAGAUUCUCUGAAGCUGCAGCAGAGGACUGGAUGUCAGGACUUCUCCACCGUGGGGCCUCAGGGUCUCACCGUGCUUCUCCACCGUGGGGCCUCACCGAUCUACAAAGACACUCCGUCAUGGGGCUUAGUUUGCCUUGGUAAACAUGCUGUAGGAAAACUUCCUCAAGAGACCAGCAUUCCGUAUUACGCCUGCCAUUGGUUGUUUUUUUUUUUUUGUUUUUUUUUGAUGUAACGCACAAGCACCACAAGGUGGCAGCACUCCAGUUGUGCAGAGCAUCGAAAACACUAGUCACACAGAUGCCUUUAAGGACCCAGCACCCAGCCAGCUUGGGGACCAAACUCCACAUCCUCCCUCCAGGAAUUUGCUCUGCUCCACAGGAUCUGCAGCUCAUUGUACAGCCCAUCAAAACGCCAAGCAGCUGUAUCACACACACACAAACACACACAUGUUUUUUUUGUUUUUAAAUCUGUUUAUUUCUGAGAGUGGGAGCCCAGCCCUUUUCCCACAGCAUUCUUCCACUUUUUACUGCAUGACAUUUUCUACAUGAAGACCUGAUUUUUAUAUUUCCUCUUGUAUUUCCUCUGCCCUCUUUUACAGAACUGGUUGUUUCUUUAAUGUAAAUGUUCGCUGUCCAAAUAAAAAAACUCAUGUUUUGAAUAAACAUUUUGUCUCUUCAA
Molecule: messenger RNA, 8425 nt
Organism: Paramormyrops kingsleyae
Lineage: Eukaryota; Metazoa; Chordata; Actinopteri; Osteoglossiformes; Mormyridae
Source: RefSeq, a predicted model, not a curated record